Messenger RNA from Zea mays, 1411 nucleotides. RefSeq lists its product as uncharacterized. The coding region runs from base 149 to 898 and encodes 249 amino acids. NCBI's taxonomy places the organism in Eukaryota, Viridiplantae, Streptophyta, Magnoliopsida, Poales, Poaceae. The transcript has 2 exons. Gene Ontology annotation, molecular function: protein binding. The record is from RefSeq and is a predicted model, not a curated record.
UCUAUUCCGUCGUCGCCUUCAUCUUCCGUCCCUUGUCUUGCUAUAAAACAACACAACGAAACAAGGCGGGGGAGAAGAGAAGCCAAUCCUCCAUCACCGCCACCGCCCGAGCCCCGAGGCCUAGGCCCUGAUCUCUGCCUACCAAACAAUGGAAGCCACAGCAGCCACCUUGUCCCGCUCCGCCUCCCUCUCCGCCGGCCGCCCCCACCGCUCCCGCACCGCCAGGUUCCCGCCACCACCCCCACACCUCACCCCGCUCUCGGCUGCCGCGUCCCCGCGCGGCCUCCCGCUCCGCCGAGCCAGGUCCGACGCCGAGGUCGCCUACUUCGCGAGAUCCGCCGUCCUCGUCCGCCACGCUCCGAUCCCCGCCAUUAUCGUGGCCGACGAGGAAGAGCGCCAGGAUGACAACAGCAAGGCGCCAGCAGGCCUCGACGGCGCCGGCGCCGGCAGGAACGGCAGCAGCCACCGCGGCGGCAGCGGAGGCCGUGGCGGCGGCGGCGGCGGCGGCGGCUGUGACAUGGGCGAGUACUACCGCCGCGUGCUGCGGGUGGAUCCCGGGAACCCGCUGCUGCUGCGCAACUACGGCAAGUACCUGCACGAGGUGGAGCGCGACCUGGCGGGCGCCGAGGGCUGCUACGCGCGCGCGCUGCUGGCGUGCCCCGGGGACGCCGACCUGCUCAGCCUCUACGGCCGCGUCAUCUGGGAGGCGCGCCAGGAGAAGGACCGCGCCGCGGCCUACUUCGAGCGCGCCGUGCAGGCCGCCCCGGAUGACUGCUACGUGCUCGGGUCCUAUGCGAGCUUCCUGUGGGACGCCGAAGACGACGACGAGGAAACAGGCACCCCAGCGGUCGAUGUGGUCGCGUCGUGCGACUCGCCGGCGUUGGUGCCCGCGUGCUGAUCGUUGUCCGCGUGGGGUGUGGACGGUGUCCGGUGGUCACCUGCUUCAUCUGCUGUGUUUUGUUAGGACUGGUGUACAUAUGAGGACGGAUGAGGGCGGCGGAGGGAGCACCAGGGUAAAUCAACUGUCACCGCCGUCUACGGAACCGGCGAAAAAUAAUUAACAAGGAACCUCGCCGACGGGACGAACGCGCGGCGAAAAAUAACGAUGGCCGCAGCAAAACGGCUGGGCCAUCGACGGUCACCUCGUUUGCCUCUACUCUAAUCAUUACUGUUUGUGUUUGAUAGAUGUGUUAGUGCGACCUUGUAGCUGGAUGAAUAGCUGAAUUUACUGAGCAGUUGAUGUACUUAGGCUCCUGGUGACCUAAAAUGGGUGUGCAAAUGUGCAAUCCUAGUGAUCUAAAAUCAGUAGUGUGUAAUCCUGUUUUUCUACAUUGAUAGUCGAUAGAGGACUGCCUCGCUAUAUAGCUUGAGCUCAAUAAAUCACUACUAAUACUAGUACCAGUGUGUUGUU